AUGACAGUGAAACUGGGAGAGAGCAGCGGGGAGGAAGGGGUGAAAAAGCUGGGCAAGAGAGCAGGAGGAGAUGAGGAGUCCCUGGAAGAAGAAGGGGCAGGAGGAGGAGGAGAGGCAGCUCCAGGCAGCAGCAGCACAAAGAAAGAAGAGAAGAUUAUUAACAACAACACUAACAGCAGCCCCCCACCGAACCCCAGCUUAUCGCAGGCCCCGGCCUCCCUCCAGCCCUCCCACAGCCAGGACCAGCAUCAUUUUCUCAGGUCCAGCGUCAGACCUCAGAGCAAGAGGCUGAAGAAGGAUUCCCAGGCAUCCUCUUCAGUUGGCAGCAGCACUGCUGCAAAAGGCAAAGCAGCAGAUAAUGGAGGGACUGCAUCUGGUGGCACAUCAGGAAUUCCUCCCAACAAUCCUGCUGGGAAUUCCAAGUCAGCGGCAAGGAACCUGGGCUCCUCGGCUGGAGAGAAGGAGGAAGGAAAGAAGGUCAGACGGCAGUGGGAAUCGUGGAGCACAGAGGACAAAAAUACUUUCUUCGAGGGACUGUAUGAGCAUGGGAAGGACUUUGAAGCCAUCCAGAACAACAUUGCCCUGAAAUACAAGAAGAAAGGCAAACCAGCAAGCAUGGUGAAGAAUAAGGAACAGGUCCGCCAUUUCUACUACCGCACCUGGCACAAGAUCUCAAAGUACAUUGACUUUGAUAAUGUGUUUUCUCAAGGGCUGAAAAAAUCCUCACUGGAGCUUUAUGGCUUAAUCUGCUAUGGGGAACUAAGGAAAAAGAUUGGGGGAUGUAUGGAUGACAAGAACGCAGCUAAACUCAAUGAGCUCAUUCAAGCCGGGGCUACGACUGUUCGUUACAAAGGCAGAAACCUUCGUAUCAAAGCUCCGAUGUGCAGGGCUUUGAAGAAACUCUGUGAUCCAGAUGGUGUUAGUGAUGAAGAGGACCAGAAGCCAGUACGUCUUCCUCUCAAGGUUCCUGUGGAGUUGCAGCCACGAAAUAAUCAUGCCUGGGCUCGAGUACAGAGUCUUGCCCAGAAUCCACGGCUUAGGAUGAUUGUGGAGUUGCAUCGGAAGGUCUCCAGCCUCAUUGAGUUCCUGAAGCAGAAGUGGGCUCUCCAUGAAGUGCGUAUUCGAAAAACACUAGAAGAACGGCAACUUCAAGACUCCAGAGACUCAGAAACAAGAGGUGGCUUCUCAGAGGAGAAAGUAAUGCUCCAUCUCUUUCCAGGAGAGAAUUGUACACUCACUCCACUGCCUGGGGUAGCCAGAGUGGUCCACUCCAAGGCUUUCUGCACAGUGCAUUGGCAGGAAACUGGCAAAUGCAAACAGAACACGAAAGACUCACACUUACUACCCCCUGCACAAAUCCUAGGCAUACAGAGUGGUCAGGGGACAGCUAGGGGACAGCUAAAAUACACACGGGGAACAGAAGGUAAGGGUGUUGGAAGGGCAGAGAGCACUACGGAGUCAAGCAGAACCUCUCAGCCCACAGCUGAAGUUUCUGCAAGCACUGAAGAUGGCGCCCCAGAGCCUGGCCUGGUGGAAGGAACAGCCGCAAAUCUUGGCAUCACUAAUUCUCUCCAAAAACCGCCUUCUGGACUUCAAGAUCCAGGAGGAAACCACGAAAAGCUGAGCUCAGUGGCCUUCUGUGUGGAGGGCAGGGAGGCCCUGGCUAGUGACCAAGCAGCUGUGCUACCAUCGUGCAGCACAGCUUGUGCUUGCAGUAAGAUCCCUGAUGUGGAGGAACUCUCUCUGCUCGAUCCAUUCCCACGGUACAUGAAGUCCUGUCAGGACCUGAUCGUCCCAGAGAAAUGUUCUUGCACAGACAAACUGCAUGGGAAAGAAUCUGCUCCAGCAGCUGGUGAUACUUCUCCUGUGGCUUUUCCAAGCGGGAAGAGCGCAGAGACGUCUGACUCCUAUUCACAGCUACCAAGAGGUGGUGUGGCUUCACCCAGCAGUGGCCCAUCCAGAUAUGAAACUCAGGCUAGCCACAGCCAGGGCCAGCAGCUUGAUGCUUGUACCAAGGAUAUAACAGAUGCAGUAAUGGAGGAUUCUCAAGAGAAGCUGGGCUCCUCAUUUCCACCUCCACCUCAGGGACAAUCUAGUACAAAGUCUCUCAAGGAUGACCCAAGCCGGCUCUCUCAACAGGUUAGAGAAGAAGGAUGGAGUCUAAGAACUUCUGAGAGCCUUACGCUGGCUGAAGUCUACCUCAUGAUGGGCAAACCGAACAAGUUGCAGCUGGAAUAUGACUGGUUGGCUGUCUUGGAGCCAGAAACCCAGGAUGCUAAGGAGCAAACAUCCGAAUCAAGUGCUGUUCCUGCAUGUACCACCUUUCACAAGCAGAGACUCCUAAACUGCCUUUUAAAACUCAUCUCUACUGAAGUCAAUCCCAAACCAAUGCCCGAGAUGAGCUCUGUUGCCACGUCACCUAUAAAGCCUGCUCAAGAGGAGCAGUCACUGACUCCUCCGGGAAAGGUGAUUGCCAUCAGCACCAGGAGUCCAGGUUGUGCACGAAAUCAAUCUGCCCUUCGCAACAACAAGACUUUUUCUCCUGGUGCUGCUUCCAGCUCCUCAGGUUUGAGAAACCUUCCUAGACCUCUCUUGGUGGCUGGUCCUUCAAGUUCUGGAAGCACUGAUACUGAUGGUGGACUCUUUGCAGUUCCUACAACUCUACCACCCAACAGCCGCCAUGGGAAACUGUUCUUGCCUAGCAAAGAAGCAGAACUGACCUUCCGGCAGCACUUAGACACAAUCAGUAUGCAGUCAGACUUCUUCUUGCCAAAGCCAAGGAAGUUACGGAACAGGCACUUACGGAAGCCGUUAGUAGUACAGAGAACACUGCUCCCCAGGCCAUCUGGAAAUCCGUCCCAGCAUGUCUGUUCCUUUUCUAUUUUAUCCAACUCAUCCAUUACAGGGAGAGGUUCAUUUCGGCCAAUCCAGUCCUCACUGACUAAAGCUGCUGUUUCUCGUCCAAUUGUGCCCAAAGUUCUUCCAACACAGGCUACCAACCAUCUGUCUAGUGCUAUUGACUUGGCAGCUAAAAGUGCUGGUAUUAUCCCUGGUAGCCCUGUGCCUGUCCUGGAUGCAGAUGGUUUGUCAGGUGUGUCUCCAUUGUCACCAGACGGAGUGGCCACAGUGGUAACAGGGCAGGAGUCAACAGUAGCGCAUCAGAACGGAGGCUCCAUCACUACUGUAGAGGGCUCAGGCCCUGGGUGUCGGGUUCCGUUCAUCAGCCUACCAACACGGCAUGAGCAGGAGUCAGUUCCUGAUGGUUUCCAGGGCACAUCAGUCCUUUCUCUGUCAGAACUGUCCAAGGCUCCCCUCCAAAAUGGUCUUUCCACCCCUCCACUUCCCUCAUCAGAGGCUUCCAGUACCCGGCUCUCUCCUCCCAAUGUUUCUGCUCUUUUGGAUAUUUCUCUGCCUGGACCACCUGAAGACGUGCUUUCUCAAGGAGAGCCUGCCACUCAAAUCAGUGAUUCCAUCAUUGAAAUAGCUAUCAGCUCUGGUCAAUACAGUGAAGGUGUUUCUCUCUCUCCUGCAAAGCUGAACGGCAGUGACAGCUCCAAAAGUCUUCCGUCCCCAUCCAGUAGUCCUCAACAGAACUGGAUUGCCUCUCCCAGCCAUGAUCCCCAGUGGUACCCCAAUGACUCCACAGACUCGUCUCUCAGCAGCUUGUUUUCAAGUUUCAUCUCCCCCGAGAAGGGACGAAAAAUGUUGCCAACUCCUGUUGGGACUACCAGUGGCACCUCCUUACUGGGACCCAGCCUUCUGGAUGGAAACUCACGGGACUCUUUUGUGUCACGGUCUCUGGCAGAUGUAGCAGAGGUGGUGGAUUCCCAGCUGGCUUGCAUGAUGAAUGAGAACAGCAUAGAUUACAUAUCUCGUUUUAAUGACCUUGCCCAGGAACUAUCAAUACCUGAGCCAACCCGCAGGGAAAUUCUCUUCGAUGGAGGAGGUGGUGGUCCCCCAAUUGGGGAUCUCUCACAGUGAGUGUACGAGACCAGCAGGCUGGUAUAGACUAUUCAGCUAAAGUUGGAGCUUGCAGCGCUGGAUCAUGGCAAGGGCAGGUUGUAGAGAAGCAGCUGAGGCUCAGUUGUCCCUGUCUUGUGCACUUUUUCCUAAAAGAGAAGCAUUGUCUUCAAAGGUCUGAAGAAGUACUUGCAAGUCCUGGAAUGUGCAAUAUAUGGGAACAACAAAACAUGGAAUGGUAUUACAGGAAAUGGUGUGUCCCCUGCCUCAGUGAUAUACAAUGGCAGAUUUAUGGGACAGUCCUGGACUUGUACUUUGGAAUGGCCUAAGCAAGAAGCUCAAGCAGGGAAGGGUAUUGCCAGAAGCUCCCCUACGUGAAUUAUUUUUUGCGUAGUAAUCAAAAUGCCAUGAUUUGGGAUCCACAUUGAAGUUGUGGAGGAUGAAGGGUGGGGGUGGGUAUGGGAACCAUUUUGCAUCUUGACAUGUCCUAGUUGGCACUCUUUUUAUCAAUCAGUCAAACUGAAGUUUCUUGCACUCUCUUCACAGUCGCUGCAACUCUAUGAUGCUUUGUUUUUUAUAGACCAUUCUGUUUCUUUGGCUAUGUUUUAUUGUUUGACCAUUCCAGCAGGGGCAUGUACCUGCUUUCUUGUUUUGUAGGGGAGCUCUGAUUUACCCUACUCCCAGGCUGCAUGGAUCCUUGGGGAGUUUCUGCUAUUUUUAAACCCCAUCACGUCACAAUCAUCAUCAUCCUGACUGCACUCAUAUUCUCCACUUUUGAGAUUCUUCAUCACAUUGCACAGUUCAUCCCAUGAGUGGGAGAGUGCUUUUUUUGCUUUCCCUGAAGAACGGUUGCUUUUUAAGUUGGGAAACACUGCAAAAGAGCUUAUUGGAAUCACUAGGAAAGCUUUGUCAUAAUUAGUCUUGGCUUUGCUGGAAACCUGUAUAUAUUGCCACCUUUUGUCACAAAACCCAAGGAUUUACCUGGGAGAGGAAAUAGGAAAGAAUAUUGUAAUGUAUAGAAACAAAUAAUAUGCUAACGCUAAAGUUGUUCAGAUCUGUUUCGUGUCAUGAAGAGGAGAGGUGUCAAGUCCUAGCUUAAUCCCUUAGUCCUUCCUUAUUUCCUCCUUGUUCUGUGAAUUCCAGGUGCUCUGUAGUACCUCAGGGCAUCAUUAUAGUCACUCCCAGGCACUAGUGGAUCUGGUACGCCCUCUACUAAACCCUUAUGCAUUUAAUGUUAGUGUUUUAAUAUUUGAAAGACCCAGAUCCUGAUACCAGCAGGUUCAAAGGAAUACAGAGUUACUUUCUCUACAGCUGGUUGUCCGUUGAUUCUACCUUUAUAACUCAGGAGACUUUUCCUAUUUCCUUUCCUACCUGUCAUGAGAGAGAAUACCUUUAUUGUGCCCCUUUUUUAAGCACUUGUCUGCUUCUCCAGUAAGAGAAUGUCCUUUGGCUAUUUUAAGUAGCUCUGAACUUAUCCAAGGGGCUAGUCCUAUAUAAACCUCAACUUUAUAUUAUUAAUAAAUAAACAAAACUUCUCCAUCUCUUAGGCUAUUAUCAGGGGUUCAUUUUCCCAACUUGCACUAUACUUGGUGGAUGUAGUUCUACCUGCCUUUAGCUACUUUUACAAGGCAUUUGACUGGGAGUUUCUCCUUGUAAUUUUGCUCACGAUGCACUGAUUGGAUUUGCUCUUUUCCCAGUCACUUUUUUACCUUGCUUUAUGUAGAUUAUUUUUUUUUAACCGCUAUAUAGUUUGCCUUAUGCUUUCUGUUGUUAAUAGAAAAUGUAACAAGUUCUCUGAUGCACCUUUUGUGUGACCCAGAGCAACCUUCCUGAUUUCACUCAAAAAGGAGUGAGAUUUGGAUGACAUUCCAAGACCCCAUGUAUCAGGUUGCUACAUUCUGCUCUUUGACAUAGAAACCAUGCAGACGUGUCAAAACAGCAUUAGUGCAAUUGGAUGUUGCCAACAGGGAGGCAAACCUGUAUUACUAGCAAGAAAACGAUCAUGACUGGAAGAAUGGAGAAUUUCAUACCUGUGAGCUAACUUCCUAUUCUGACUGCAUGUCAUGUGGGAUAUUAAGUCCUUCUGUCAUUAUUUCUCUUUCAUUAUUCUUACAGAGCCUUGUUUUAGAAUUCUCAUGCAAUUAUCAAGAAAUGAUAUAAACCUAGAAUACAAAAAGUUGAAGGCUGUCAGAAAAAUGAAUGCUGAGGACUGUAUCAUUCUGAGCAUUCACCCUUGGUAUGGCGAGGACACCCCUUAAUGUCAAGAGUCACUCCUUCUAAAACUUUUAAGUUUUACUUAGAGUUGAGCUGUAUUUUCAUUCAGUCUUUCCCAGAUUGUUUCCUCUUGGUUUUGGCUUCUUACAUUAGCAAGCUGAUUAUCCUAUAUGCUGUACCUCCAAAAAUCCUUUGGACUUGCAGGACAAAAGUAGAGGGCUCCUACUGUGGCUGUGGAUUACAGGACAUGCAGGAGGAGAUCUGAUACAUUCUAAUCAAGUACUGUAUAAAAAAAUAAAAUAAAAUCUGAACACUCAUUCUUAAACUUCUAAAUAUUGAAAGACCAGCCUGAUGGUCUCCAGUGUAUUUAGGUAGCUUGACAAACAUUUCAUCUUCUUUGCCCAUGCUGGUAAUGGAGUGGAUGUAGUUGACUCUUAGGUUGUCUAGGAGAAUAAGUGCCAGUGUUGUGGUGGAGCACUUGCUUCAAGAUCUGUGGAGACUUCCUGCCAUCUGGUACAGGGAGGUGUCAAGCUGCCCUUUCUCAGCCCAUUCAGUUGUCAUAGGGGAAUAAUAGAAUUGCAGAAUGAAGUCAGAAUAGUGGCUAUUUUUAAUGACGCCAUGUGAUCAGAAAACUGUAAUGUACUGAACCUUUGCGAGUAGACUUGGACCACCAAGUAAUAAAGUGGAAAUGACAGAGGUCAGUUCAGCACUCAGAAUUUUGUGGUUAGAAAUGUGUUUGUCAUCAGCUUCUUAAAAGUUGUCAUUAUGAAACAGAAUUUGAUUUCAGAAAUGUAAUGCUUUGCAAACUGCAGUUUAGUAAUAAAGCCCUUUCAGGACAAGUAAGUCUUAUCAAGGAAAAAAAUUAAAAAUAACUUGGAGCAUUGUGGUAAUUUUGAAUUGAUGCAGAAUUUGUUACCCUUAAUAUGUCAAAGGUCACUUAAACACACUUCUGAUUCCACCAGCUCUAGAUUUUAGGUGGAUGUGCUUUACAGGAUUGAUCACCAUCAGUUUGUGCCUAAGACUGCUAAGUGAAAAAUUGGGGGGGUGUCAGAGGGGUGUGUAUAUACACACACAUACAUACAUGUGUGCUUAUGUGUGUGUAUAUAUUUAAUCUUUGUUAAACACAAAACUUUUUCAAUUUUAAUUAUUUCAGCUUCCCCAACAGAAGUAACAAAAUCUGUAUGUGUAACAAUGUCAGCUUAUCCUAAGCAAGUUAUACAGAAAUGCACACAGGAUUGUUUUUGAGGUAAACAUGACUUUGUUAGCUUAAUAGCUUCUUGGGGCACUGUAAGGUGGUUGGAGAGGGACACUAACAACCUCCAGUUCUAGUAUUAAUUGCUCUAGGCUUUCCCCAUGUUGGUUUAGUGACUAUAUACAAUAAGGAAGUUCUGAGCAGUUCAGCAAGGUGAAUGGCAGAAAAUUCAGUAUUUGUUGUCAUCAUAGUCUGGGUGAAAAGCAGUACUACAUCCCAAGAACUAGAUCCACCCGUGUGUGCAUGUGCACACUAACUGGGUUUUCUGCUGGGUGUUGCAUCCUCAUUACCCACACAAUUCGUUUUAUCCUUUAUCACUAAAUCUACUAAGCAUAGGAAUACUAAUUGUUUUUAAUAUGGCAUUGUUAAGCCUUUUUUUCGACACCCCUCUUUAUAUUUCUAAAUUGAACUAAAUGGCUUGGAUCAAAUCUAAUCUAUAAAGACAUCUCAUUUACUGACUCCGCAGAUCCCAGAGUGGAAAUUACGUUGCAUUUUGUUUUUUACACUCAGACUUCAGAUGCAUUUAUAAGGAAAGUACUGCACUUUUUUUUAACCUUUUCAAACCUUUGAAUCUCUUAAUUUCACAGCAAUUUGUAAAUGUUAACUAAGUGAAACCUUGGCAAGCACUACGGCAAUAAGUUAUCAUUAAUUAUUGAAACAUGAUAACUGCUUUAGAGCUUAUGGUUCUGGCAGCAAAAUUUAAUGCUGUUUCUUUUAAUAAUAGUUAAGCCAUAUCAUCUAAGGUUUCUGGCUUGUUUGAGAUGUGAAUUUGUUUUAUAGAUUAUAAAUAUACCUAUAUAGUGUAUGUAUAAAGCAGAAUGCCUGUCCUUACUGAUUAUUUUUUGUACCAUAUUGUAAAUUAUAUUAUUUAUUCUUUACCAAUUUUGGAAAAAGGUGUUUUGGUUAUUUAAUAUAAUAUACAAAAGCUGUUAAACUUCCUCUGUUUAAAUUUCCAAUUCAACUUGUAAAGCUGUUUUUAUUCUUGUGCAUAAAUACAUACUAAUAC
Messenger RNA from Haliaeetus leucocephalus (bald eagle), 8432 nucleotides. RefSeq names its product Crm, cramped-like (Drosophila) (gene CRAMP1). The transcript has 20 exons. NCBI's taxonomy places the organism in Eukaryota, Metazoa, Chordata, Aves, Accipitriformes, Accipitridae. The coding region runs from base 1 to 3981 and encodes 1326 amino acids. Gene Ontology annotation, cellular component: nucleus. Gene Ontology annotation, biological process: pattern specification process. Gene Ontology annotation, molecular function: chromatin binding. The record is from RefSeq and is a predicted model, not a curated record.